AUGAGCGAAGUUCAGUCAUUAGUAUGUGAAUAUGACGAUACAAUCGAUAAACUCGAAGAUAACCUAAGAAAAGAAAGAAGCAUGUUAGCUUCUGAAAAAAAGGUACCCAAAACACGUUUGAAUUCAGUUAGUCGUAGUCUGAACUUAGUGAAGUGUUCAAUUAACACUAAUAAAACCCCUGAAGAUGAAGACGUUCAAGCCCAAAAUCCCAACCCAAAAGAUGAUAAAAACAAUGAAAUUCUUAAAGUUACAAGAAAUAGUAAAAAUACACCAAAGACCAAGUCUCAUAGCUUGCAAGAACCAACCAAAAAAUCAAAAUCGUCAAAGAGAACCACAGGAAAUUCAACAAUGAAAGCCAAUGAAGAGACUGAAAGUGAUUCGGAUGAAAGUGUGGUUGACGAUGAAGACUUCGAGAUUCAACAGAUGAUUCGUGAAGAGAAGAAGAAGAAGAACACCAAGAAGAAAAGUACUCCUAAAAGCUCUAGCAAAGGAACAAAAUCUAAGAGAGGAAAACAGAGUGAUUCGGAUUCUGAUAUUGAUAAACUUUUGGAAGAAUCGAAAAAAGUUUUACUUGGAUCCCUAAGACCCAGGAAGAGCUCGAAUGUUGAAGCUUCAGGAUCGAAAAGAAAACGUUUAUCAACUCCAUCCUCAGAGAGAGAGGAGUUGUCUGAUAAAGAAACUAAUAUUGAGAAAACUCCUACUGCACGGAAUCGUGGUCCAACGAAAGACAAAAAAGUUAAAUUAACUGAAGAGAGUAAAAAGGAAGAUGAAGAUAGUGCAGCUUCUGGAGCCUCUGGAAUCUCUGAUGCUACUGAAGGAUCAGAAAAAGAAGAACUAUUGCGUAGUCGCAGGAAAGGAGUCUCUAUGAAUGAAACAACUUCAGCGUUGAUUCGUAGAUCGAAAAUGUUGUUGUCAUCGGAUUCUGAAGACGAAAUCAAGUUUGCGAAGAAGAAAAAGAAAAGUAAAAAUAACUCAGACAGUGAUGACAAGUCAGUUUCUGGCGGUGAAACCAAAAAGCAGAAAAAGAAAGUCAUCGUGGAUGAUUCGGAUGAAGAUGUGGAGAAGGAGAAAACUAAGAGAAAAGGAACAAAUAAGAAAAUGCUCACGAAAGAUCAACUUGCCAAAGAGACUGUUGAUGCAGAAAAAGCAGAGAAGGAAAGAAGAAAACGCUUGGAAGUAAAACAGAAAGAAUUCAAUGGUAUACAGUUGGUUGAUGGAGUAGAUUUGGCAACUGCUCUGAAAAGUUCUUCAAACGUUCCAAAACUAAAAUCAGUAGUUCUUGAUCCAGAUAAAGAAAGUGUAAAGCCUGAGCCGGUUUCUGUACAUCCUUCUAUUGUUCGAGUGUUGAAACAUCAUCAGGCUGAGGGAGUUCAGUUUAUGUAUGAUUGUGCGUUUGAGUCUAUUUCACGGUUGGACCAGGAGGGAAGUGGUGGAAUAUUAGCGCAUUGUAUGGGUUUGGGUAAAACUUUACAAGUGAUUACAUUUCUUCAUACUGUGAUGAACCAUCCGAAGAUAAAGCAAAAAGUGAAAAGAGCUCUCGUGGUUGUUCCAAAAAAUGUAGUUAUCAAUUGGUUCAAAGAGUUCAAGAAAUGGCUUGAAGAUAAUGACCCUGCGCUGGCUACUCUACAAGUAUUGGAAUUAGAUUCCUUCAAAGACUAUACUGAUAGAUUAUUUGCUCUGAGGAACUGGUAUAAAUGCGAUGUUCCAAGUAUAAUGAUUAUUGGCUAUGACAUGUUCCGAAUUCUAACCCACGAUGACGAUGACAACAAGAAGAAAAAAGUUGCCAAAACUAAAAAGAAUAAACGUCUCGCAAAGCUGCAGAAAGACUUUCGAACAUAUUUACAAGAUCCUGGUCCGGAUAUAAUAAUUUGUGAUGAAGCUCAUAAGUUGAAGAAUGAUGAAUCCGCUUUGUCUAAAACCAUGGUGAAAAUAAAAACCAAAAGGAGAAUCUGUUUAACGGGAACUCCUCUACAGAACAACCUUAUGGAAUAUCAUUGUAUGGUUAAUUUCGUUAAACCAGGUCUGCUGGGUACAAAAGCAGAGUUCGCCAAUAGAUUUGCCAACAUCAUAACACGGGGAAGAGUUAAAGAUGCGACGCCCUUGGAAGUAAAAUUCAUGCAGAGAAGAUGUCAUGUUUUGUUCGAACAUUUGAAGAAGUGUGUGGAUAGAAAAGACUAUAGAGUGUUGAUGGCUGCUAUCCCUCCCAAACAGGAGUACGUCAUUAACGUCAGGUUGACUGAUCGUCAAUGUCGACUCUACAAAGCUUUUCUGGAGAGUAUCGUGAAUCCAGAAGGAACUAACGGGUUAUCCAAACGUCUCUUAUCAGAUUAUUAUGUUUUAUCACGGGUUUGGACUCAUCCUCAUCAGCUCCUUGUGCAUGAGGAAAAAUUAGAAAGAGAACGUAUAUUAAAAGACGAAUUGGAAGAAGAAGAAGAGUUUAUUAAUGAUGAUGAGAGUGAAGAGGAGGCAGUUGAAGAAAGUGGAGAAGAUUCUGAUGUGAUUGCAUUAGAUGAUGAAGAUUCAAAAGACACAAGGAAGUCUCGGAGGUUAGGGGGACAAUCCCCCGAAAAUGAAGGAGUGCGGAGCGUAGCCGAAUAUUCUGGGUGGUUUGCUAAAUCUGGACUAGUCUCGGCUGAAGAUAAGGAAAACUUUACUUUGAGUAAUAAAUUGAUUCUGUUGGUAUCCAUUCUCAAGAAAUGUGAAGAAAUCGGUGACAAAUUACUCGUGUUCUCUCAGUCUCUUGAGUCUUUGACUCUUAUCAAAAAAAUGCUUGAGCAUUUACAAACAACGGAUAAAUGGUUUGCAGACGGGCAUGAAGCUGUCAAAUCUGAAGGAGAAACCUGGGGUUGGACAGAAGGCAGAGAUUACAUGGUUAUCGACGGAUCAGUGCAAUCAGGCAAACGAGAUGCUGUUCAAUGUAGCUUUAACGAUCCCGGGAAUCUGAGGGCCAGAUUGAUGCUUAUAUCUACAAAAGCUGGUUCUUUGGGUACUAACAUGGUAGCUGCUAACCGUGUAAUCAUAUUUGAUGCUUGUUGGAAUCCAUCACACGACACUCAAUCCUUGUUCCGUGUUUAUCGGUUCGGUCAGACUAAACCUGUGUACAUAUAUCGUUUCAUUGCUCAAGGAACCAUGGAAGAGCGAAUUUAUAAAAGACAAGUAACUAAGGAAUCUACUUCUAUGAGAGUUGUCGAUGAAGCACAAAUUCAAAGACAUUACGAGGGUAAUGAUCUCUUGGAGUUGUAUAGAUUUGAUGCUGAAGAAAUCAAAGAAGAAGACAAAGAUAAAAUUCCUAACUUCGCUCCACCAAAAGACCGUCUCUUAGCUGAUGUUCUUCUCAAUGAGAAAGCUUCAGUUGUGAACUAUUUCCAACAUGACACUCUCUUUGCUCAUGUUGAGGAAGAGAAACUCACUGAAGAUGAACUCAAAGAAGCAUGGGUUGAAUAUGAGAAAGACAAGCUACAAGCUGGUCGACCAAUACCACUUGUGGGUCCAAACAUGUUACAUAUGCGAGCUCUCGAUCUUCAGAAACAAUCUGAAUAUCUCAUGAACAUUACCACACAUACGCUUACUCAAGAUCCUAUAUUCAUAAACUGUUUUGUAGUUUUGGGAAUGGAUAAUGACACGGCGUUAAAGAUUUCAUAUUUGAAACGAGUGUUAGAAGAUUUGUUGCCACAAAUCCCAGAUGAAAUGAGGGGAGGCAUCGUAGAAUUUAAUUCAUUCUUCCUCAAUUUCAUUACCCAAGCUUGUGAAGAAAGACACAACGCCAAUUGGUUACUUAACAAAGCCGUCGCCACUUUCCGCACUGUGGUUAGGAUGAUAAGAAAUAUUCCAACACGUCACUUUUGCAUAAAGUCUUAUUAA
Auanema sp. JU1783 is the source of this 3861-nucleotide messenger RNA. Lineage: Eukaryota; Metazoa; Nematoda; Chromadorea; Rhabditida; Rhabditidae. The record is from the annotation of a GenBank genome assembly.